AUGGCGAGUGUCCAGGGCAUGCCUUUCACGCCCAGCGGGCUGCCCUCCUCGGCGAACAAAGAGAAGGGCGCCUUCUGCUUGGAGGCGGGGUCGUCCGACUUCUUUGAUGAAUACGUCGACCUGGACGAGUCAGACGCCGGGUCUGCCUCUGGAGGGGCUGGCGGCCUUGGCCGGUUCUACGGUGCUUCAAAAUAUUGCAUGUCGCCACAGUUUUCAUUUGUUGGCCAGAUGCUGGCCUUCGAUGGAGCUCAGGAAGCUGGAGCUCAAGGCCACUUGUUCUCGGCAGAGAACAUCAACUGCAGUGGUCCCCCUUCCAACUCGGCAGCGAGACCCUCCCCACAGCGACCUCAACAAGCACACCCUCUCCACCGAACCACGUCCGACAUGGCGGCCUUAAGCAAUCCCAACAUCGAGAUCCACGGGCUGCCCUACCACAGCUUCAGCGAGGCGUGCGGCGGCGGCUCCAUCUCAGAUUCGGAGCUGGUCAAGCUUGAGGGCCUGACAAUGCGGUCCCGCAUCCACCUCCCGCAGCUGUCCGCGCCGGAGCCCGCGUCACCACUGCCCAAGUCUACGAGCCCUCGCAAGGCCGGCCGGCUGAAAUCGGCCUGCAAUAGGAUCCGUGACGUGAUGACGCUGCAUGGGAAGUUGCCGUCGCCGCCGCUCACCAGCGGCUUGCCGCACGACACGCAACAACCAGGUGAUGGCGGCGGUGCGGCCAUCGUCAGCGGGUUGCUGGAAGCUCUUUACAUGGCUGAGGGGCUCGCCCACGGCCAGUUUGUACGACUCGCGCAAUUGAGCGGCGGCGCCAUGCCACAGACGCCGGUGUCGACACCCCUUAUGAACAGCUGGCAGCUGCCCAUGUCGACGUCGGACGGAAAGACGCUCUGGGCAGCAAACCCUUACCUCCCUGGCGUCAAUGGAGACAUUGGGAAUUCUAUAUGGGACUCCUCCAUGUACCCGAUGGACACCAACGUCCUCGGCCCGUACCACGCCGUCAACGGCUUCAACGCCUCCUACAAUAUGAGCACGCAGCUGCAGCACCAGCCGAGCUACGAGUACCCCUUGCCGCCGGGAGCUGCCGACACCAACGCCGGCUUCACCACCAACGGUCAGAUGAUCCAUAUGCCGCAGCCACAGGGUGUUUCGCCGGCCGUCUUGCACAGCGACACAACCUCCCACCGCCCAACCCGCGCAGACCACCACCGCCGCCCCAAACCCCGAGCGCCCUCCGCGGGCGCCCGGCAUCUGCAGUACGGCCCGGGCCUAUCCCCUCACAAAGGCCGUACGGCAAGCGGCAGCGGCAGCACCAACGCCAACCGCAUUGCGUCCGUGUCUCCGUCGCCCAAGCCGGCGACGGGGGCAGCGGCGUCCCUCCACCGCCGCAGCGCGUCCCUGCAGACCCUCAAUCAGCCGCCCUGCUGCCUCCCCACCGACGGCCCGGCCUCGUCCGCCGCAAUCCGCAAACGCCGCAGCUGGACCGGCCGCCGCACCUCGUCCUCGUCCUCCUCCCUCCACCACCAGUACCGCACCUUCGCCGUGACCGCGGCGCGGGCCGCA
This is a messenger RNA of Parathielavia appendiculata, 1557 nucleotides long. RefSeq lists its product as uncharacterized. The annotation marks the transcript as partial. The record is from RefSeq and is a predicted model, not a curated record. The transcript has 2 exons. NCBI's taxonomy places the organism in Eukaryota, Fungi, Ascomycota, Sordariomycetes, Sordariales, Chaetomiaceae.